AUGGGGGACGCUGGGGGCGCCGAAAGAGGCAUUCGCAUUGCCAUUGACCGAGGAGGCACGUUCACGGACUGUGUGGGGAAUCCGGGAACGGGGCGGAUGGACGAUGAUAUUAUCAUCAAACUUCUGUCGGAAGACCCCUCGAACUACGACGAUGCACCCUUGGAAGGCAUCCGAAGGCUCAUGUCGAAGUUCACGGGUCGAGAGAUCCCCCGCGGCGAACCACUUGACACAAGCAAGAUAGAAAGCAUUCGCAUGGGCACGACGGUUGCCACCAAUGCGUUGCUGGAGCGAAAAGGAGAGAAAAUGGCCAUGGUCGUCACCAAGGGAUUUAAAGACUGCUUAGAAAUUGGCAACCAGUCCCGCCCGAAGAUCUUUGACCUAGCAAUUCGAAGACCUGACGUACUCUAUCAGAAAGUUGUCGAGGUUGACGAGAGAGUGACGCUAGAAGACUACGCGGAAGAUCCUGAACGGCACAAGACAAAGGCCGAAACCGGUCACGAAGAUUACAAAAACAGCGCGCUUGUCCAAGGCUUGUCCGGGGAAGCCGUCAGAAUACUAAGGAGACCCGAGGAAGAUAAGAUCAAGGAGCAACUCAAAGAGCUCUUCGAUGAAGGGUUCCGAAGCAUUGCCGUAUGCUUGAUGCAUGGCUACACGUUUCCCGAUCAUGAAGCAUUGGUCGGCAAGCUUGCCCGCGAUACUGGUUUCGAGCACGUAAGUCUGAGCCACGAACUGAUGCCCAUGAUCAAGUUGGUCCCUCGAGCCACGUCAGCUUGUGCAGAUGCCUACCUCACACCAGCCAUCAGAAAAUACAUCUCUGGCUUUCAAGCCGGCUUUGAAGGCGGUCUGGGCACCGAGAGCGUGAAGAAGGAAGAGGGUGAUAGAGGUGCAAGGUGUGAAUUUAUGCAGUCAGAUGGAGGUCUCGUGGAUGUAGACCAGUUCUCUGGCCUGCGAGCAAUCUUGUCAGGACCAGCAGGUGGUGUCGUUGGGUACGCGUUGACAUCAUAUGAUCCAGAGACCAAAACCCCUGUCAUUGGGUUCGAUAUGGGCGGUACGAGCACAGACGUCAGUCGAUAUGGUGCAGGGCGAUAUGAGCAUGUGUUCGAGACCACCACGGCAGGAGUCACCAUUCAGUCCCCUCAGCUCGAUAUCAACACAGUCGCCGCGGGUGGCGGAUCCCGGCUGUUCUUCCGAAAUGGCCUCUUCGUCGUUGGGCCAGAGUCUGCCGGUGCCCACCCAGGGCCGGCGUGCUACCGAAAGGGCGGUCCGCUCACUGUGACCGACGCAAAUCUCUUCCUUGGUCGACUGCUCCCAGACUUCUUUCCCAAGAUUUUCGGCAAAAACGAAGAUGAAGGGCUCGAUCCAGAAGCCAGCAAGAAAUUGUUCGAAGAGCUCACAAAUGAAAUCAACAGCAAGACGAACAAAAACAUGUCUGCCGAUGAGGUGGCGUACGGAUUCAUCAAGAUUGCCAACGAGACCAUGACGAGACCCAUUCGAUCACUGACUGAGGCGAGGGGACACGAUACCUCCCAACAUCGGCUCGCGACGUUCGGCGGGGCGGGAGGCCAACACGCCGUAGCAAUCGCUGAAUCCCUGGGCAUCAGGCAGAUUCUGGUCCAUCGAUACUCCUCUGUCCUCUCUGCUUACGGAAUGGCGCUCGCCGACGUGGUGGACGAAAAUCAAGUCCCCGAAUCUCACGUCUGGGACAUGAAAAAGGGCUCCUCUCGCGACGAGUUAAAGGCAAAGAUGAACGAGCUCAAAGAACGUUCCCGCAAGCGCUUAAAGGAUCAGGGCUUUGGAGACGAUUCGAUCGAGUACGAAGAAUACCUCAACAUGCGAUACCGCGGCACGGAAUCCGCGCUGAUGGUGAUCAAGCCCAGCGCCGAUGAAGCGAAGGAACUCUACGACGGCGACGACUGGGCCUUUGGCGAUGCAUUCGUACGCCAGCACGAGCAGGAAUUCGGCUUUACCCUCCCAGACAGAGACAUCAUCAUCGACGACGUGCGUGUGCGCGGGAUAGGGAAGUCCUUCCGGGGUAUGUCCAAAACAGCAGACCAACAACUCAAGGAAAUCACUCCGAAAGACGUGCCCGAAGACAAGGCCUACACGACAUCCGAGGUCUACUUUGAAGGCGGCCGUGUUCCCACAAAGAUCUACAAGCUCGAAGAUCUCGAGGUGGGCACACGUAUCCCUGGUCCGGCUAUCAUUGCGGAUGGGACGCAGACAAUCAUCAUCGACCCCAAGGCUUCGGCCCUCGUCAUCGAGACACAUGUCGUGAUCAACAUUGGUGAAGAGGGGACCGCGAAGAAGGUGAACACGAAGGAGGUUGACCCGAUCUUACUCUCGAUCUUCGCGCACCGCUUCAUGGCCAUCGCAGAACAGAUGGGUCGCGCGCUGCAAAAGACCUCGGUGAGCACGAACGUGAAAGAACGCCUGGACUACUCCUGUGCCCUCUUCGACGCCGAGGGAGGUCUCGUCGCCAACGCUCCUCACCUGCCGGUCCACCUGGGAAGCAUGUCGACCUGCGUCCGCACGCAGGCGGAGAUCUGGAAGGGCAAACUGAAAAGGGGGGAUGUGAUCGUGUCCAACCACCCCGAGUACGGCGGCACGCAUCUUCCCGACAUCACGGUCGUGACGCCGGCCUUUUCUGGCGACAAGAUCAUCUUCUACGUCGCCUCGCGCGCCCACCACGCUGACAUAGGCGGCAUAUUACCCGGCAGCAUGCCUCCACACUCCCGCGAACUAUACCAAGAAGGUGCCGCCAUCAAGUCCGAGAAACUCGUCUCGCAGGGCAAAUUCGACGAGAAACGGAUCACCGAGCUUUUGUACGAAGAGCCGGCCCAGUAUCCCGAGUGCAGCGGCACACGGUGCCUGGCGGACAAUAUCAACGACCUCAAGGCACAGAUCGCCGCCAACCAGAAGGGGAUCAAUCUGAUCAGCGCGCUCAUCGAGGACUACGGCGAGGAAGUGGUCCAGUUCUACAUGCAGAACAUCCAGGACAACGCCGAGCGAUCGGUGCGGGAGCUGCUGAAGCAAGUACACAAACGGUUUGAGGGCCAGCAGCUUCAGGCGAUAGAUCACAUGGACGACGGCAGUCCGAUCUGCCUAAAGAUAAAGAUUGAUCCCGACAAAGGAGAGGCCCUGUUUGACUUUGAGGGCACGGGCCCCGAGGUAUAUGGCAACAUCAAUGCGCCCGAGGCAGUGACUUACUCGGCUAUCAUUUACUGCUUGAGAUGUCUUAUCGACCAAGACAUUCCUUUGAAUCAAGGGUGUCUGAAGCCUGUCGAGGUACGCAUCCCGCCUGGCUGUUUUCUCUCCCCCAGCGAGAAGGCCGCCGUUGUGGGUGGGAACGUCUUGACCAGCCAGCGUGUUACGGAUGUGGUGUUCAAGUGCUUCGAAGCUUGUGCGGCGAGUCAAGGAGACUGUAACAAUUUGACGUUUGGCUUUGGUGGGAACUUGAAGGGUGGGAAGGAGCAGAAGGGGUUCGGGUAUUACGAGACCAUUGCGGGCGGGAGUGGCGCGGGCAAGGACUGGGAGGGCACAAGUGGUGUGCACACACACAUGACGAAUACCAGGAUUACGGACGCGGAGGUCUUUGAGAGGAGAUAUCCCGUGAUCCUGAGGGAGUUUAGUCUCAGAGCGGGCAGCGGUGGAGUGGGUCAGCAUAAAGGGGGAGAUGGCGUGAUUCGAGACAUCGAGUUCCGCAUCCCUGUCCAGGUCAGUAUCUUGAGUGAGCGGAGAGUGUACAGGCCCUAUGGUUUGCACGGCGGAGGUGAUGCUCAAUGUGGUAAGAAUAUCUGGGUCAGGAGGAUCAAGAAGGAAGAGAGCAGAGGCCUCGGAGGUGAACAUGAAGGGAAACGAAGGGAAUCUGAGGACGUCGAUGAGUAUGUGGAGAGGUAUAUCAAUCUCGGAGCAAAAAACACUGCGAGCAUGCAGCCUGGCGAGAGGAUCAUCGUGAUGACACCUGGUGGUGGCGGGUACGGCAAGGCGGGCAAAGAGUCCCAAGUCCAGCUGAAAGAGGACUAUGAGAAGCACUGGAAGAAGGGCAGCCUGGCUUCCCGCCUGGCAGAAUGGGAGUCCAGCUCUUGA
Fonsecaea erecta is the source of this 4086-nucleotide messenger RNA. RefSeq lists its product as hypothetical. Bases 1 to 4086 code for a protein of 1361 amino acids. The transcript has 3 exons. Gene Ontology annotation, biological process: glutathione metabolic process. Gene Ontology annotation, molecular function: 5-oxoprolinase (ATP-hydrolyzing) activity. The record is from RefSeq and is a predicted model, not a curated record. NCBI's taxonomy places the organism in Eukaryota, Fungi, Ascomycota, Eurotiomycetes, Chaetothyriales, Herpotrichiellaceae. Gene Ontology annotation, cellular component: cytosol.